GCUAGAAGUCAGUACGCGGUCAGUCGGCAUGCCAAGGGGGCUUGACCCACUCCUUUAGUUUAGUUUUUUUGUGCAUACUUCAACAUCGAAAUGUCUCCAUCGGAAUCACCUCGGGUUUUCUCUCAGAAGGAGGUAGCCAAUCAUUCCACCAAAAACUCAUGUUGGGUAUUAUCGGGGACGAGAAUUUAUGAUGUGACGGGAUUCCUUCGUAUUCACCCGGGUGGAGAGGCUCUGAUAUUAAGCCGGUCAGGGAAUGAUAUCAGGAUGGAGAUGGCGGGACCCCCACACCGGCACUCGGAGAACGCAAGGCGGUGGAUGGAACAGUACUACAUCGGAGAGCUGGACACAGACGGUAGUGCCGAUGAAAUACAGAUGGCGAGGGAGAGGAAGAAGACAGUGGAUGAGGAGACUUCACCCAUUAGCAAAUGCAGUCAAGUCAACCUGGACACGGACCUGGUGGACUGGCGGAAGCCCCUGGCCUGGCAGGUGGGCAACCUGGGAGAGAAAUACGAGACCUGGGUGCACCAGCCUGUGAAUCGGCCCAUUCGCCUGUUUGGGAACGAGUUCAUAGAGGCCAGCACCAAGACAUCCUGGUAUAUGGUCCCUGCUGUGUGGAUGCCACUGGUGUUCUAUCUCAGCUGGUACUGCUACACCACCUUGGCUCAGGAGACAACCAGACUAUUCGCCAGCACAGACUAUUCCUUCCUGGUGCACAAGUACAGCUUUCCGCUCAUCUUUGUGAUGGGCAUGGUCACGUGGACCUUCAUCGAAUAUUGCGUCCAUCGCUUCGUCUUUCACAUGCGCCCGCCCGCCCACAACUAUUACCUCAUCACCAUUCACUUCCUGCUGCACGGACAGCAUCAUAAGUCUCCCUACGAUGGCUCCCGCUUAGUCUUUCCUCCUUGCCUGGCCUCAGUGGUGAUAGGCAGCUUCUACCUGCUGCUGACCAAGUCCUUCCCUGAGGCCUUAGGGGUGUCCCUGUUUGUGGGGGGACUGUUUGGGUACGUGGUGUACGACAUGAUCCAUUACUACCUUCACUACGGCUCCCCCCAGAAAAACUCCUACCUGUACAGCCUCAAGGCGUACCACGUCAAGCACCACUUUGAAAACCAAAGAGCAGGCUUUGGAAUCAGCACCACAUUGUGGGACUAUCCGUUCAACACACUGAUCCCUGAACAGACCUUUCAGAACACCCAACUUACUCUACUCUCCACUGGGGGGCGACCUUCACCCAUCCCUCUUAGACCUAGCAAUCAACCCCCUCAAUGACUCCACACCCUUUGACCUCUGCCUGUCCCUAUAGUCUGUCUGUCUGUCCUUGUCUUUGUCUCUGGCUGGCUCUGGCUGCUUUGAACAAAACACAACAACACACACUUCUCCAAUAUGUUCCACCUGUCAGUCAAAGAAGAAAGGUAUCUUUUCAGAACUGGAGAGAUGGAGGUUCGGGGUGAUUCUGUAUGUUUUGUUUAUAAUCGACAACAUUAUCAAAUGAAGAUUGUAUGACUAUAAUGCAGUAAGGAGGAUGAUACAUGCAGUCACAGGAUAUAACAGUCAACAUCCCGCCAGAGACCGUAUAGCCAUCAAACUCAACUCUGGACCUUGAAGUCAGUUACGUUGGGUUUUUCAUUGUUCCCCUCCAAUAAGGGACUGAUUUAGACCUGGGACACCAGGUGGGGUAAAUGCAUUAUCAGGCAGAACAGAAGACCAGCAGGCUCCGUACCUCGUAGGGUCAGAGUUUACCAACGCUGCAGUAGAGAGAGAAUAAGUGAGGAGAGGGAGUGUGAAUGUGGAAGAGAGGAUAAAGAGUGAUGUUUAGGAGGGUGAAAGUUAGAGAUUAUAGUUGUCCUUCUAUACAGUUGAAGUUGUAAGUUUACAUACACUUAGGUUGGGGUCAUUAACUUGUUUUUCAACCACUCCACAAAUUUCUUGUUAACAAACUAUAGUUUUGGCAAGUCGGUUAGGACAUCUACGUUGUGCAUGACACAAGUCAUUUUUCCAACAAUUGUUUACAGACAGAUUAUUUCACUUAUAAUUCACUGUAUCACAAUUCCAGUGGGUCAGACGUUUACAUACACUAAGUUCACUGUGACUUUAAACAGCUAGGAAAAUUCCAGAAAAUUAUGUCAUGGCUUUAGAAGCUUCUGAUAGUCUAAUUGACAUCAUUUGAGUCAAAUGGAGGUGUACUUGUGGAUGUAUUUCAAGGCCUACCUUCAAACUCAGUGCCUCUUUGCUUGACUUCAUGGGAAAAUCAAAAGAAAUCAGCCAAGACGUCAGAAAAGAAAUUGAAGGUACCACACUCAUCUGUACAAACCAUAGUAUGCAAGUAUAAACACCAUGGGACCACACAGCCAUCAUACCGCUCAUGAAGGAGACGCAUUCUGUCUCCUAGAGAUGAACGUACUUUGGUGCGAAAAAUGCAAAUCUAUCCCAGAACAACAGCAAAGGACCUUGUGAAGAUGCUGGGUGAAACAGGUACAAAGUAUCUAUAUCCACAGUAAAACAAGUCCUAUAUCGACAUAACCUGAAAGGCUGCUCAGCACUGUUCCAAAACCGCCAUAAAAAUAAUCCAGACUACAGUUUGCAACUGCACAUGGGGACAAAGAUUGUACUUUUUGGAGAAAUGUCCUCCGGUCUGAUGAAACAAAAAUAGAGCUGUUUGGCCAUAAUGACCAUUUUUAUGUUUGGAGGAUAAAGAGUGAUGCUUGCAAGUCGAAGAACACCAUGUCAACCGUGAUGCAUGGGGGUGGCAGCAUCAUGUUGUGGGGGUGCUUUGCUGCAGGAGGGUCUGGUGCACUUCACAAAAUAGAUGACAAUAUGAGGAAGGGAAGUUAUGUGGAUACAUUGAAGCAACAUCUCAAGAUAUCAGUCAGGAAGUUAAAGCUUGGUUGCAAAUGGGUCUUCCAAAUGGACAAUGACCCCCAAGCAUACUUCCAAAGUUGUGGCAAUAUGGCUUAAGGACAACAAAGUCAAGGUAUUGGAGUGGCCAUCACAAAGCCCUGACCUCAAUCCUAUAGAAAAUUUGUGGGCAGAACUGAAAAACUGUGUGCGAGCAAGGAAGCCUACAAACCUGACUCCGUUACACCAGCUCUGUCAGGAGGAAUGGGCCAAAAUUCACCCAACAUAUUGUGGAAAGCUUGUGGAAGGCUACCUGAAAUGUUUGACCCAAGUUAAACUAUUUAAAGACAAUGCUACCAAAUACUAAUUGUGUGUAUGUAAAUGUCUGACCCACUGGGAAUGUGAUGAAAUAAAUUAAAGUUUACAUUUACAUUUAAGUCAUUUAGCAGACGCUCUUAUCCAGAGCGACUUACAAAUUGGAGUUGAAAUAAAAGUUGAAAUAAAUCAUUCUCUCUACAAUUAUUCUGCCAUUUCACAUUCUUAAAAUAAAGUGGUGAUCCUAACUGACCUAAGACAGGGACAUUUUCCUAGGAUUAAAUGUCAGGAAUUGUGAAAAACUGAGUUUAAAUGUAUUUGGCUAAGGUGUAUGUAAACUUCCGACUUCAACUGUAGAUCUAAGCUGUCCAGGUUUAUACCUUUUAAGAAAAUUCAGGAAAGUCCCUUCUAUAUCCCUGGAGUGUUUAUGCAGCUAGUGGUCGAGAGGUAGUAAUACUUUUAGUAACGCUUAGUAACAUUGUUAUGGGGACGUAACCUCAUUCUCAACAUUACAUCACAGCUAUGCUGUUUUGACACAGAAAAUUGCUGUUGACAGCGUGUGCCCACUGAAUUCACUGAUGGUUAGUCUGUAGUGUCUGUGGGAAGGUACGGAGGGAGCUGAUUUAGUCUGUCACUAUGUUCAGACUAAUUUAUAUUUCAACAAUGUCUUUCUAUUCAGUAAUGGUAUGAAUAAAUGUAUAGAAAUAUUUGUACAAACAAAGGGAGACUGCAUCUUUCCCUUUCCAUCUCUCUCCUAUACACUCUGGUUUGUUGUUGACAUGACAAAUGAAGCGUCAGAAUGAGUUGAUGUUUUACUAGGUGGAGAGAGAUGUAGUGAGAGGAAGAUGGAUGUGUAUUAAUGUGUGGAUUGAUGGAAGCAUGGAUGGAUAUGUGUUGUCAUGGAUACAGAGACAGAACACUGAGGGCAUGAGGCCAGUCUAUCAGGCCUCCUGCUGAAGGGAGGAGCACAUGGCUACAGAAUGGAACUGAUAAGGAAUCCACUAUAGGUUCCUGUGCCCCUCUCUGCAUGUAGGAUGACCAUUUUGCAUCAGACUAAACCACAGGGGAGGCUUUCGGUUCAGUUCCAGGCCGAUCCUCGACUGUUCUGACUAGUUUUAUAUCCUAAAGUUUCUAGCCUUUUUACCAUCUUCUGCAAUCCAUAUGUUUUUGUUCAUUCCCUUAUUUUCCCUUUUAAUUUGUCCUUUGGGUGAAGCCGCUAAAGAUGAGCCCAAAAACUCCUACAUUUCCUCAGGGGACCAUGGAGAGAGGAGACUGUGACAGGGGCCUCACAAAGUGCAUGCGUCUCACAGUGAUUUGAACCGUUAGGUCAUAACGUAGUGUGUGUGUAUGUGUGUAUAUAUAUAUCAGUGAGGGGGAAAAGUAUUUGAUCCCCUGCUGAUUUUGUACGUUUGCCCACUGACAAAGAAAUGACCCGUCUAUAAUUUUAAUGGUAGGUUUAUUUGAACAGUGAGAGACAGUAUAACAAAAAAAUCCAGAAAACGCACGUCAAAAAUGUUAUAAAUUGAUUUGCAUUUUAAUGAGGGAAAUACUUAUUUGACCCCCUCUCAAUCAAAAAGAUUUCUGGCUCCCAGGUGUCUUUUAUACAGGUCACGAGCUGAGAUGAGGAGCACACAAAGGGAGUGCUCCGAAUCUCAGUUUAUACAGGUCACGAGCUGAGAUGAGGAGCACACUCUUAAAGGGAGUGCUCCUAAUCUCAGUUUGUUACCUGUAUAAAAGACACCUGUCCAGAGAAGCAAUCAAUCAAUCAGGUUACAAACUCUCCACCAUGGCCAAGACCAAAGAGCUCUCCAAGGAUGUCAGGGACAAGAUUGUAGACCUUCACAAGGCUGGAAUGGGCUACAAGACCAUCGCCAAGCAGCUUGGUGAGAAGGUGACAACAGUUGGUGUGAUUAUUCGCAAAUGGAAGAAACACAAAAGAACUGUCAAUCUCUCUCAGCCUGGGGCUCCAUGCAAGAUCUCACCUUGUGGAGUUGCAAUGAUCAUGAGAACGGUGAGGAAUCAGCCCAGAACUACACGGGAGGAUCUUGUCAAUGAUCUCAAGGCAGUUGGGACCAUAGUCACCAAGAAAACAAUUGGGAACACACUACGCUGUGCAGGACUGAAAUCCUGCAGCGCCUGCAAGGUCCCCCUGCUAAAGAAAGCACAUAUACAGGCCUGUCUUAAGUUUGCCAAUGAACAUCUGAAUGAUUCAGAGGACAACUGGGUGAAAGUGUUAUGGUCAGAUGAGACUAUAAUGGAGCUCUUGGCAUCAACUCAACUCGCUGUGUUUGGAGGAGGAGGAAUGCUGCCUAUGACCCCAGGAACACCAUCCCCAAUGUCAAACAUGGAGGUGGAAACAUGCUUUCCGGGUGUUUUUCUGCUAAGGGGACAGGACAACUUCACCGCAUCAAAGGGAUGAUGGACGGGGCCAUGUACUGUCAAAUCUUGGGUGAGAACCUCCUUCCCUCAGCCAGGGCAUUGAAAAUGGGUCGUGGAUGGGUAUUCCAGCAUGACAAUGACCCAAAACACACAGCCAAGGCAACAAAGGAGUGUCUCAAGAAGAAGCACCUGGCCUAGCCAGUCUCCAGACCUUAAUCCCGUAGAAAGUCUGUGGAGGAAGCUGAAGGUUCCAGUUGCCAAACGUCAGCCUCGAAACCUUAAUGACUUGGAGAAGAUCUGCAAAAAGGAGUGGGACAAAAUCCCUUCUGAGAUGUGUGCAAACCUGGUGGCAAACUACAAUAAAUGUCUGACCUCAGUACUUGGUGGCAAAACCCUUGUUGGCAAUCACAAAGUCAUGUUUUGCAGAGGGGUCAAAUACUUAUUUCCCUCAUUAAAAUGCAAAUCAAUUUAUAAAAAUUUUGACAUGUGUUUUUCUGGAUUUUUUUGUUGUUGUUAUUCUGACUCUCACUGUUCAAAUAAACCUACCAUUAAAAUGAUAGACUGAUCCUUUCUUUGUCAGUGGGCAAACGUACAAAUAUAUAUAUAUCACUACAGCUAAGGACACGUCCUGGGUCCACAGUCUCCUAUCACCUCCAUUGGAGCUUGAUGGGGGUGAUUUAUAUGCCAAGAGAGUAAUUCUUCAUCACAUAAAUAUGUGUGUAAUCCAGCAUUUGCUUUACUGUAUAAAAUCCUCCUCCUUGCAGUCAUUUAAAUGGGGGUGGGAGUGGUCUGUUUGGAACUCAGGUCAGGUUUGGGGUCAGGACUCAGGGUCUGGUCGUGUUCAUGUUGUGUUCGGACAGAGAACUGUCAGUGGAGGAUCAGUAAGAUACCCUGAUUAGCAUCAAGAACUCAUCUCACAGUAGUGACUAUGCACAUUCAAGACAAUAUUUGUACCCGUGCUUAUGUCUUUUGUAUGAUGAACUUUUCAUGACUUGAUGAAGAACCAAAUAAUGUUGUGAUAUGAUAAUAAGGAUGAUAAUAAGGAUGCUGAUGGUGUUGAUAAAAAUGAUAAUAAUGGCAUCUGAGUUUGGCAUGCCCCUCCCCUCUCCUCUGUAUCAACACCCUUUGACUGGACCUUUGACUGGACCAAGCGUCUUGCUGAGCAGGAGGGCGCCACCUGUUGUGUUAAAGUAGUAUAGGCCUGUAGAUCCAUUGUUCUAUAUUUAUUAACAGCUUGUAAGCUUUGAUUCUGACAAAUGAAAUUCUCUGCUCAAUUAUGCAAUAAUAUUGUAAAAUCGGUUUAGCACAUGUUUUGCCUUUUGUUUUGGAAUUUCAAAUGCCUAUGCAAAUGGGGAAGUAUCAGUGAAUAAAUGUCUUUAUAUUUCUGA
This is a messenger RNA of Oncorhynchus masou masou (cherry salmon), 6917 nucleotides long. Its product is annotated as fatty acid 2-hydroxylase-like. NCBI's taxonomy places the organism in Eukaryota, Metazoa, Chordata, Actinopteri, Salmoniformes, Salmonidae. Gene Ontology annotation, cellular component: endoplasmic reticulum; membrane. The record is from RefSeq and is a predicted model, not a curated record. The coding region runs from base 91 to 1269 and encodes 392 amino acids. Gene Ontology annotation, molecular function: heme binding; fatty acid 2-hydroxylase activity; iron ion binding. The transcript has 7 exons. Gene Ontology annotation, biological process: lipid biosynthetic process; fatty acid metabolic process.